Molecule: messenger RNA, 8427 nt
Organism: Trichosurus vulpecula (common brushtail)
Lineage: Eukaryota; Metazoa; Chordata; Mammalia; Diprotodontia; Phalangeridae
Gene: DENND4A
Product: DENN domain containing 4A
Exons: 34
Coding region: 212-6004 (1930 amino acids)
Biological process (GO): regulation of Rab protein signal transduction
Cellular component (GO): ESCRT I complex; cytoplasmic vesicle
Molecular function (GO): protein binding
Source: RefSeq, a predicted model, not a curated record
CCGCCGCCGCUUCGCUUCGGCCCCUCGUGCCCAGCCGCGGGGGAGGAGGACCCCUGCUCCGCUGCUUCGGUGACUGGCCCCGUGGCUGCGGAGCCCCGAGCGAUAAGAAUUCUUCAAGGUCUGGAGGCUAUAUAGCAUUCUGAAGUUAGCAUCUGGUAGCACUUAAGAGACAGAGACCUUCAGUGAUAUAUGUGCCCUUCUGUAAUGGAAGAUGAUUGAAAACAAGGGACCUCGUGUGGCUGACUAUUUUGUUGUAGCAGGGUUGACUGAUAUUUCAAAGCCUCUCGAAGAAGAAAUUCACUUCAAUGACGCAUGUCAUAAAAUAGCUAAACCAAAAGAACCUAUCACCGAUGUGACAGUUAUUAUUAAAUCUCUUGGUGAAGAAGUACCAAAGGGUUAUACGUGUAUAGAUGUUACCCCAACUGGAUUGUCAGCAGAUCUGAAUAAUGGGAGUCUUGUUGGGCCACAGAUCUACCUUUGCUAUAGAAGAGGAAGAGAUAAGCCUCCGCUCACUGAUCUGGGGGUCUUAUAUGACUGGAAAGAAAGAAUAAAACAAGGCUGUGAAAUUAUUCAGACUACUCCACAUGGUCGUCCUGCAACUAUUAGUGGCAGUACCUCAUCACAAAGAAUUUAUGUCACUUACAGGAGGGCCUCUGAGAGCAUGACACAAAAUACGCUAGCUGUCACAGAUAUCUGUAUUAUCAUUCCCAGUAAAGGAGAGAGUCCACCACAUACGUUCUGCAAAGUUGACAAGAAUCUCAAUAAUAGUAUGUGGGGAUCAGCAGUAUACUUAUGUUAUAAGAAGUCUGUGGCAAAGACUAAUACUAUAUCCUACAAAGCUGGUUUAAUAUGCAGAUAUCCUGAAGAAGACUAUGAGUCAUUCCCAUUACCAGAAUCGGUUCCCCUCUUUUGUUUACCAAUGGGGGCAACUAUUGAAUGUUGGCCAUCAAAUAGCAAAUAUCCUCUUCCUGUUUUUUCUACAUUUGUAUUAACUGGAGCUUCUGCUGAAAAGGUUUAUGGUGCUGCUAUUCAGUUUUAUGAAUCAUACCCUGAGGAGAAUCUCACAGAAAAACAAAGAUUUCAUUUGGGAUUAGCAUCUUCUACGGAGGGGAAAUCUGAUAGCUCCAAAACAGUUCACACUAAUAAAUGCAUCUGCCUUCUUUCUCACUGGCCUUUCUUCGAUGCCUUCAAGAAGUUUCUGACUUUUCUGUAUCGUUAUUCCAUCUCUGGACCUCAUGUCCUUCCCAUUGAGAAGCAUAUUUCACAUUUUAUGCACAAAGUUCCUUUUCCAUCUCCUCAGAGGCCACGAAUUUUAGUUCAGUUAUCACCACAUGAUAAUCUUAUUCUUAGUCAACCUGUAUCCUCACCUCUUCCUUUGAGUGGUGGCAGGUUUUCAACACUGCUACAAAACCUAGGCCCUGAAAAUGCUGUAACACUACUUGUGUUUGCAGUAACAGAACAUAAAAUUCUCAUCCAUUCCCUGCGGCCUUCUGUCCUGACUAGUGUGACGGAAGCCUUAGUCUCUAUGAUAUUUCCUUUCCACUGGCCGUGCCCAUAUGUUCCUCUUUGCCCGUUGGCUUUAGCGGAUGUUUUAAGUGCACCAUGUCCAUUCAUAGUAGGGAUUGAUUCAAGAUACUUUGAUCUCUAUGAUCCACCACCAGAUGUUAGUUGUGUUGACCUAGAUACCAACACCAUUUCUCAAACUGGAGAUAAGAAGAAUAUAGCCUGGAAGAUACUUCCAAAGAAACCAUGCAAAAAUCUGAUGAACACAUUGAAUAAUUUGCACCAGCAACUAGCAAAAUUACAACAGAGACCCAGAGAAGAUGAAUUAAUGGAUCUAGCAAUGAAUGACUAUGAUUUUAACUCAGGAAAGAGAUUGCAUUUGAUAGAUAUGGAAAUCCAGGAGGCAUUUUUAGGUUUCAUGGCCUCUAUAUUAAAAGGUUACAGAUCAUACUUAAGGCCAAUAACACAAGCCCCAUCUGAGACAGCCACAGAUGCAAGUUCCCUUUUUGAGCUACAAGGGUUCUUAAAAAGCCGGGACCGGUCCCAUCAAAAAUUCUACAGCAUGAUGACCAAAACACAAAUGUUUAUUCGCUUCAUUGAGGAAUGUUCCUUUGUCAGUGACAAAGAUGCAAGCCUGGCAUUUUUUGAUGAUUGUGUAGACAAAGUAGAUAUGGACAAAAAUGGUGAAAUGCGACUUAUAGAACUGGAUGAAUCCUUCAAAAGUGAACAUACUGUUUUCGUAACCCCACCUGAGAUCCCACAUCUACCUACUGGUGAAGAACACCCUUUACAAUACAGUUAUAAUGGAUUUCCUGUCCUGAAGAUAGAUUUAUUUGAGAGGCCAGAGGGAUUUCUGCAAACACAAAAUAAUAAACUGGCCUCAAAAAAUAGUAGUCCUAAUAGCCCUUCAGCGAUGUUCAGAAGAACUAAACAGGAAAUAAAGUCAGCCCAUAAGAUAGCAAAGAGGUAUUCCUCCAUCCCUCAGAUGUGGUCCAGAUGCCUGUUACGUCAUUGUUAUGGACUGUGGUUUAUUUGCCUCCCAGCAUAUGUGAAAGUGUGCCAUUCAAAAGUCAGGGCUCUGAAAACAGCAUAUGAUGUACUUCGAAAAAUGCAUUCUAAAAAGAUUGAUCCUCCCGAUGAGGUCUGCUAUCGGGUUCUUAUGCAGCUGUGUGGCCAGUAUGGUCAGCCUGUUCUUGCAGUGCGAGUACUUUUUGAAAUGAAAAAAGCUGGUGUUCAUCCCAAUGCCAUUACUUAUGGUUACUAUAAUAAGGCUGUUUUGGAAAGUACCUGGCCUUCAAGCAGUCGAAGUGGUUAUUUUCUGUGGACCAAAAUAAGAAAUGUUGUUUUAGGAAUAGCACAGUUCAAAAAAGUUUUAAGAAAAAAUGCCCAUCUAUCACAUGCUCCUCUCUCAGCAGAUGGCAGUGACCUGGAUGCUGUUAGUCAUGGCAGCAUGGAUAGUUGUAAUGACACAAACACUGUGGAGCAGGCACCCUUCAACACUGAGUUAAUCAAAGUAGAUUCUACUGAUGAUAGAUCUAGUACAGGGGGUCAGUCAGAUCUUGGAUAUAAUUCAUUAUCUAAAGAUGAAGUUAGAAGAGGUGACACGUCUUCCCAAGAUUUACAGGAAGAAAAAGAGGACAAGAAAGAGAGUGAUUGUAGUUCCUUGUCUGAGAGUGAGAGUGCAAAAGGAAGUGCUGAUUGCCUUCCUAAGCUCAAUUAUCAAAAUACAGGCAGUAUAAAUCCUACAUCUAGUAUAGUUCGCCUCAGUGGUAUGCUUAGCCAUGCAGAUGAAGUAUCAGGAGGAAGCACAGAAGACGCAUCUGAGCUGCUAUUAAUGUCUUCUUUUGAAGAGACAAAUGAAACAGAAAAUCUUGAAAGAAGUUUCAGAAAAAGGCACCGAAAUGAUGCAGAGCCUGCUUUGCAGCAACAGAUGACUUGGGAAAACAGAAAUCAUAAUCUUAGUGGAGGUGUGUUGAUGGGACUUCUGAUCAAUAGGAUUAACCAGGAAGAAAGUCCUGGAGAGAUGGUUGAAAAAUUAGGAGCUGAUGCAAAAAUUCUUUCAAAUGUUAUGCAGAAAAACCCAAGGCCAAAUACCCUUGAUAUUGGAAAUCCAUCUUUAAGAUCAAAAAGAGACAGUCUGGAGAAGGAAUCUAGUGACGAUGACACACCUUUUUAUGCUACUAACUGUUUGGCAGAUAAAACUGACUCUCCUGUGAUUUUUGACUUAGAAGAUUUAGACAAUGAAACAGAUACGUCAAAAGCGGGGACCACCCCUACACAAAACCCUAAAAGGGUGGAACGAAUGAAUAGCAGCUUCUCAAUAAAACCUAUUGAGAAAACUGAUGUUGCAGCUGGGUUUGAUCCACUCUCACUUUUAGCUGCUGAAACUGAGCAGCAGCAGAAAGAGGUGGAAGAAGAUGAGGAUAACGAUGAAAACAAAAGCAUUUCCACACCAUCAGCAAGAAGAGAUUUAGCCGAGGAAAUUGUGAUGUACAUGAAUAAUAUGAGCAGUCCUUUGACCAGCCGUACACCAAGCAUUGAUUUACAACGGGCUUAUGAGGAGAAAUCAGCAAAUAAGAAAAGUCCAACAGUAGCCAAACCAUGCAGAAGGUCUAGCCUUCCCCCCAUUUCUCCUAGGCCGAUCCGUCUUACCAAAUCUAAAAGUUACUAUAUUAAAAAUGAAGACAGACCCAGGGAUAGACUUUGGUCUUCUCCAACUUUCUCACCAACCUGUCCAGUUAGGGAACAGUCUCAGGAUAUGGCUGGUACAUUAACUCUUGUUUCAUCACCUUCAUUUAAUUUAGAUACAUUAAUAACACCUAAAUUGGAUGUUCUAAAGAGUAGUGUGUUCUCUGCUGGAAAAGGCGUUGCAGAGAAGGCAAGCAAAUGGUAUACAAGAUUCACUAUGUAUACUACACCCUCCAAGGAUCAGAAUUCAGACCGAACCAGUCUUUCUUCAGCCGGAGCCCUAGAUUCUGAAUCUGCCUCUUUAACAGAUGAAGAUGUUUGCAAUGAGUUUGAAGGAAUGCCUUCCCCUCAAGAAAAUAAUGUCACUUCAGAGACAAAGGGAUUGGGACUUAGUAGAUCAAGUCUGGAAAGUACUGCCUCUUGCGAGGGUCCCCUGUCAAAGUUUGUUUUACCUGGAAAGUCAGAGUUGACAUCUUCUUGCAGCACAAGUAGUACAAAUAUCUUCCAGAACUAUGCUAUGGAGGUUCUCAUCUCAAGCUGUUCAAGAUGUCGAACUUGUGACUGCCUUGUACAUGAUGAAGAAAUCAUGGCUGGUUGGACAGCAGAUGAUUCAAAUCUCAAUACCACUUGCCCUUUUUGUGGAAAUCUUUUCUUACCUUUUCUAAAUAUUGAAAUAAGAGAUUUACGACGACCUGGCAGGUACUUUUUAAAGUCUAGCCCCUCUGCUGAGAAUAUGCAUUUUCCAUCAUCAUGUUCAAAUCAAACAAGGAAGUCCUGCAUUUCUUCAUCAGCCUCAGGUGUUGCUAUUUCUGUUCAAGAGAAUUUUAAUGCAAAUAGCAAAUCUAAAGAGCAAGAAAAUUCAUGUGCCCGAAGUAUUCAGAUCCCUGAAGGGAGGAGACAAAAUAUGAGCACUUCAAAAUGUCCAAUAUUUCCAGUGGCCAGGAGCAUCAGUACCUAUGGUCCCUUAGACAAGGAAGAAACAGGAAGCCAGAAGAUUAGCCACAUUGUGUCUACAGGCAGUCUGCCAGCAACUUUGCAAGGCGCAACGGAUUCACUGGGAUUAGAGUGGGACCUUCCAAGUCCAGACCCUGUUACUGUCCCAUAUCUCAGUCCAUUAGUGGUAUGGAAAGAACUUGAGAGUUUAUUGGAAAAUGAAGGCGAUAAUGCAAUAACAGUGGCAGACUUUGUCGACCAUCACCCAAUUGUAUUUUGGAAUCUAGUGUGGUAUUUUAGACGUCUGGACUUACCCAGUAAUUUGCCUGGAUUGAUUUUGUCUUCUGAGCAUUGUAAUAAGUAUUCUAAGAUUCCUCGUCAUUGUAUGUCAGAAGACAGUAAAUAUGUUUUAAUUCAGAUGUUGUGGGACAACAUGAAAUUACACCAGGAUCCAGGACAACCCUUAUACAUCCUCUGGAAUGCACAGAGUCAAAAUCGUACGCUUUUGUUUGAGACCCAAAAGUACCCAAUGGUCCAUUUAUUGCAAAAAGGUGAUAACUCAUUUAACCAGGAACUGUUGAAAAGCAUGGUAAAAAGUAUUAAGAUGAAUGACGUCUACGGACCAAUGAGUCAGAUUUUGGAGAUACUGAACAAAUGGCCUCAUCUUAAACGACAACGGAGUUUAUAUAGAGAAAUAUUAUUUCUCUCACUUGUGGCAUUAGGAAGAGACAACAUUGACAUAGAUGCAUUUGACAGAGAAUACAAGAUGGCCUAUGAUCGUCUUACACCUAAUCAAGUCAAGAGUACCCACAACUGUGAUAGACCACCAAGCACAGGGGUGAUGGAAUGUCGAAAAAUAUUUGGCGAACCUUAUCUUUAAAAUAAAUUUUUGUGUAUAUAUUUACAUAAUUAUGUGUGUAUAUGCAUAUAUACACACACUAUAUAUGUUUUGUACAGUCUGUAAAAAUUACCACUUCAGUCUCUAAGAAAAUUUCUAUCUUCAUUUUUUUGAAAAUGAAUUUGCAGCAGAGUCAGAAAGCCCUGAUAAACUACAAAUGUUUUAGGUAAAGAAUAGUAACAAGUGGGCUGAACACUGCUUUGCCUCCUGGUCCUUUUGUUGUUCCCUUCUAUAAAAAAUUUCAUGGUGGGGGAAAAACCGUAAUUAAAAGUAAUUGUCUUAAAAGAAGACAGUCUCUUGGAAAACAGUGACAAAAAUCGUGUAUUAAUACUAAUAAGUAACAUAAAAUCAAAGGAUCUGCUGUUUACAUAGAUUAUUCAGAUGUUAUAAAGAACACAAAGUUGUAUUAUACAUGUUUUAAAUUGUUUAUAGUGAGUUGAUAUUUUUUUAAUUUUUUAAAAUUGCUAUCGCAAACUUAAAAUGAAUUUAAACUUUAAAUGAGCAAUUUAGUGCUCUUCCUUCUAAGUCUGCUGCUAUUUGGAACAAAUAGUCCAACCUGUUUUCAGUUGGGAGAGAGGAGUGUAGGAAGAAGGGGAGGACACAGAAAUGGUCAAAAAAUGCCAAUCCUAGCCCCAGUGUUGUCCUGGGUUCAGUUUGCAUUUGCACGUUGGGAAGCCAUAAGUUUGAAAGUGUGUGUGUGUGUGUGUAAAUUGUAGAAUGAUAUACCCCAUACACUGCCAAGAUUGGCACACUGACAAUCUUGAGAGUAGUAGAAGUCCCAAGUAUAAUUCACCAGUACCUUCUAAACUCAGGCUCAGCAUACAGUGAAGAAUCCAGCACUUUUUUGUUGUUGUUGCUAAUGGCACUUAUAAACAGUAUGUUGGGGGGAAACCUUGCAAAAUUAAAAAUAAAUUUUCUAAAUAUACAUAAUGGUGUACAUUCCAAGUAUGUUGACACUACUCCAAAAGUUUUAUUCUAAUUUUAAUGUUCAAGAUAGCGAUUAUGGCAGGUAUACUCCAAUUUUAAUAUAUGAGAUUGGGUAUGUCAUCUGUGCUACAUGGUAAUUAUAGGGGACGCAAUCAGGGCACUCCAUUUAGAAUUAUAUUUAAAAUAUAUUUUUAUUUUACAUGGAGCAAAAUGUUUUCUGGAGGGAUAAAUUACAGAAUAGAUCUCCCAUAUUAAAUUAUGUAGCUUUUGAAAUAAGCCAUCAAGAUCUAUAAAUUAUAGAAACUAGACAAUGAUCUAAAUGUUUAAGCAUUAUUGCCGAGUAUUCAGAGAUACCUGAAAUCGAUUUGGUUUUUGGUUUUGUUUUGCUUUGUUAUAAACACUUAGUUGUGCUACUCUAUUCAGUGUUCUUCAAGUUAUUAAUUCCAAGGGGAAAAGUAUCCCUUGUAACCUUAGUUACUUUAAUGAUUUUCAUUGUUUGGAGCUGUGUGCAUGUGUUGUCAUUAACGAAGGAAAAUUGCCCAGAUAAUGUGCUGAGACAGACCAAGGAAAUGAUCCCAAAUUGUGUGUGUGUGAAGCAGUUUGUAGAAGUACAAGACAUACCUUCACUGGAACACAACUAAAAGUCCCAUCGUUCAUUCUCUAAAUCAGUUUAACUACAAAUGGGCCUCAUUGUUAAGUUGAGCCACUAGUGAAUGGUACCAACUUAAAGGAUUUUACCGGUUUCCACUUGGGGAAGUGAUUAGCAAGAAAUACAUGUAAUGCUCCUAACUCAGGCUUAUGUUGACAUUAGUUUACUUCAAUGAUGUGAUACUCUGCUUCUUUUUUUCAUCACCACAAUUUCUAUUCCUAACUAGUUGUAAGCUUCUCAUACUUGGUAUUCUAAUUCUCUAAUUCACUAAUAAAUUCAAAAAUUUUUAUCAGUAAUUUUCUUAGGAGACAAUAUAUUGGAUAGCUGUGGGACUGAGCAGCAGUAAUUAAUGUAGCCCAAGUCACUUGUGUAAUGAGGUACUUAUGUACUGGGUUUUUUUUUUUCCUGUAAAAGCCUUUCUCGUAGCUGUUUACUUUUUUCUUAGCUGCUCGUGUAUCUUACAUUCUUUUAUGAAUCUAAAUGUCCUAUUCUUACAGUCCAGAUUCAUGUGGGAAGUGGUUGUUUAAAUUAUCUUAUUGUCUGGGUUCUGUUCCUAGUAUUUGGGUCAGUUUUUUAAAAAUAAUUCUACGUAAGUAUUUUUCCAGAAUUUUAUCUUUUGCAGAUAUAGUGAUGGAAAAUUAAGUCAGGACAACCAUGAGGAAAGCACCCUUGAUGCCAUGGGUACUGUGCUUGCUCUAUCUGAUCAUAUAGACAGAUGUGGAUAGCUGAAGUUCCUUUCCCAUUUGGUAUACUCUCUCAUUUUAGAAUGCUUGACUUGGUUUAGACUUUGAAAUUGUUGAAAUUAAAUAAAAACCAUACUGCCUGCUGA